AUGCCGAAGCGGAAAGCCAAUUGGUGGCCGUCGAGCAUCCUCUCGGACCCGGACGUGCUGAGCAUGGACGACGAAGGUCGCUUCGUGCUGUGCAAGAUCUGCCAUGUGCACUACGCCGUGCACGGCGGCAAGAAGCCCAAGCCCGUGAUCAUGAACUCCAAUUUCCGUACACGGGCUUGGGAUGUGCACAAGGAGCGGACCAACUCGCAUCGGCUCCAGAAGCGACAGCAAGAGCAGGCGCUGGAGCACGACCGGGGGCAGCCGAACGAAGUGCCGACGACACAGGAACAAGCGGUGCAGCUUGAAGCAGAUACGAAGGACUCUUCGUACAGUUGUGUGUUGGGGCAAGAGCAGUUAGAGCAGCACGGACAGCAACAGGUACAAGAGCAGCCGACCGUAGCAGUCCAGUUGCAGUCUCAUACUCCGACGAGAGUACUCAAUGGAGUAGAGACUACGGCUCAGAGUCGAGCUCAGGCACUACCACAGACACAGGUUUUGAUCCGGUCACAUAGCAGGACACAGAUUUCGCCGCAGCGGCGACGGCAACUGGAGCAGCAGCAACCACUGCAACAUGUACAGGAUAGCGACGAGAGUGAAGACGCUGGUCACGAUCGGUUGCAAAUAGUUGCUCGAGAAUGUGUUACUGAGAAGCCGGCAAGUCCGAUGUUGCCGGCUAUUGCAGCAGCGGACGCUGCCAGUGCUCACACUGGUAGACUAACGCCUAGCAACAAACGGCUCGCUGCGUCGAUGCCCAUUGGUGCGUCGAUGCCGAGACGUCGUGCGUUCCGAGCGGGAGCAUGUGGAUUGUCAAGGCAACUCAUUGCAGACUUAGCUGUACAUCCACAUGAGGAGCACUCGUUUAUGGUGCCUGGCUCUGUGCCCCGCACGAAGGGGACGCCUGCACAUAGUGAACGCACAAUUGCAAUGGAGCAGCAGGCGGAUAGUUCCGCACGAUGGCGCCAUAUGCACGACGACGUGAGCCGUGCGUUGAGUCCGUCGCCCCGAAGGCGGCAGCAGGGACCAGCCUCAUAUACAAGCGGCGAGUUGCGUGCAGCCAAGACACUGGUUCAGACGGAAACAGGCGACCUCGGCGGCAAUAACAGCGAGAGAGUAGCGAAAAAGCUCCGGUCGCUGAAUGCCGAGUAUCACGCUAGCAACAUGCGUUACGCAGACGCUUACAACAUGCGCCAUAAAUUUGACAUCUUGGACCGCAGCAGUGCCGGCUACAAGGAGUAUUGGGGUACGCUGCGCGAUGUGUACACUUCGUCUGGUAUAAGUGGCGGUGGUGGUGGUUCUGCUGUGUCGUACCGGAAGUCGUACCACCGCGGCAAUCCGUCCGCUAAAUCGAUCCAAGAAUGCACGGAGGCCGAAGCUGAGACCACGACCCCGGAAGACUCUGGAUCCAGUGAAGAUGCUUUCAAGCCGGCUGUGGUGGUGCACGACACAUCGCUCAUCAACGCAAUUGAGAGGCUGACCGAUGCCACAUCCAAGCAAAUUACUGACUUGCACGAGAAGAGAGCGACGGGCACGAGAGAGGCGCUUACAGGUCUGACCCUAGUGAUGACGGACUUGCGCGUGCAGUGCGGUCAAGCGUUCGAGCGUAUGAUCGAGUUGCAGGAGAAGCAUUUGAAAGUGAUGGGGAGUAUAUUGGACGUCAAGUUGCGCAAGGAGGCAGCACGGAAUGCAAGACACAGCUGCAACAAGAACGAGCACAGUAGUGGGAGCAGCACAGGGACUGGUUCCGAAAGCAUAGAGCUCACGUGA
This is a messenger RNA of Peronospora matthiolae, 1764 nucleotides long. Lineage: Eukaryota; Oomycota; Peronosporomycetes; Peronosporales; Peronosporaceae. The record is from the annotation of a GenBank genome assembly.